AAGCACCUGGCGCUUCUCUUCGGGCACGUCGAUAUUCAUCUCUGCUCUCUUGUUCCUCUUGCAGGCAAGGCCUACUACGCGAACCUGGAGGACCCCGGCUCGCUCCUGGAGGAGCCCGUCGCCAUGCUCACGGAGGCGCCCGGCCUCCCGCAGCCCCAGAGCAUCCCCUCGCCGUCCAGGUCGUCGCCGCACAGCCAGGGCUCCGAGGCCGGCGAGAGGUUCUCCCGGAAGGUCUUCGUCGGCGGCCUGCCUCCAGACAUCGACGAGGACGAGAUCACCGCCAGCUUCCGUCGCUUCGGCCCGCUGGUAGUCGACUGGCCGCACAAGGCGGAGAGUAAAUCGUACUUCCCGCCCAAGGGCUACGCGUUCCUACUAUUCCAGGACGAGAGCUCGGUGCAGCAGCUCAUCGAGGCGUGCAUCGUGGACGACGACAAGCUGUACCUGUGCGUCUCCUCGCCCACCAUCAAGGACAAGCCCGUGCAGAUCCGGCCCUGGCGGCUGUCGGACGCCGACUUCGUCCUGGACGCGUCCAUGCCCCUGGACCCCCGCAAGACGGUGUUUGUCGGCGGCGUGCCCCGCCCGCUCAAAGCAGUGGAGCUCGCCAUGAUCAUGGACCGGCUCUACGGGGGCGUCUGCUACGCGGGCAUCGACACGGACCCCGAGCUCAAGUACCCCAAGGGCGCGGGCAGGGUGGCGUUCAGCAACCAGCAGAGCUACAUCGCGGCCAUCAGCGCGCGCUUCGUGCAGCUGCAGCACGGCGACAUCGACAAGCGGGUG
Molecule: messenger RNA, 777 nt
Organism: Frankliniella occidentalis (western flower thrips)
Lineage: Eukaryota; Metazoa; Arthropoda; Insecta; Thysanoptera; Thripidae
Product: cytoplasmic polyadenylation element-binding protein 2
Biological process (GO): negative regulation of cytoplasmic translation
Cellular component (GO): neuron projection; nucleus; cytoplasm
Molecular function (GO): mRNA 3'-UTR binding; ribosome binding; mRNA regulatory element binding translation repressor activity
Source: RefSeq, a predicted model, not a curated record